This is a messenger RNA of Drepanopeziza brunnea f. sp. 'multigermtubi' MB_m1, 960 nucleotides long. RefSeq lists its product as uncharacterized. The record is from RefSeq and is a predicted model, not a curated record. NCBI's taxonomy places the organism in Eukaryota, Fungi, Ascomycota, Leotiomycetes, Helotiales, Drepanopezizaceae.
AUGCGCAUUGGUUUCCUCGCCGUUUCUCUCCUUGCUGCAGGAAGAGCGGCAGCGGUUAACGAGUUCAAUGUGAACUUCCCAACUUCCUUCUCUUUCAACACGACAACGAAAUUCUUCUGGGGAGAUGGUCAAGGGACGGAUCUUACAGGAUUGCUCGUAGUAGGAGAUACCAAUCCCGCAGUGUCAUACUCACUUCCUCUGGACUCCUCAGCAUGUAAAAAGGCCACCAUCGUCGGCGGAGUGCAGGACUGCGUCCAAUUUGCAAAUAACGGUACUGCAUCAUUUGGCGGGCCCUACGCCGCCAAUCUCGUCCUGGGGAACAAAUACCACCUAGUGCUUCAAUACACAUCCUCGGAUCUAUCCUCAGCAGGAACCUCAAACUCGCCGGUAUUCACGAUGAUCAACCCGAUCGUAUCAGUACCGUCAACUGCGAAGUCCACGUCCUCAAAACCAUCUUCUACUAAGCCGAGCUCAGCAACGCUAUCCAAAGCAAGCUCCUCCAUCGUGCGUCCAUCGAGCUCGGGUCGCCUGAGCAGCAGCCCGACAACGUCUCGAACAUCAAGAGCAACAACAUCCUCAAGUCCUCUGGCAUCGACGACGACAUCCGCCUCUCCACCAGCAUCGUCCACGACACAAGACGGCGAAGGACUUACUCCAGGCGCGAAAGCCGGUAUCGCCAUUGGCGUUCUCGCAAUGUCAGCUCUCGCCUCCGUCGCAGCGUAUUUUCUGUAUCGACGUCGCCGAGCCAGCAAGAAGAAGAAGGAAGAAGAGGCUCGACGCCGGGAUACGACAGGGACUAAUUUCCAAGACAUCGAUAUCCAACUGGGGAGUCCUGUGAGUCGCUAUGAAGGUGGAGCGGGAUGGAAGAAGAAGAGGGGGACGCCACAGGCUGUAGGAAAUGCACCGCAACCGUGGGGUCGGGAGAGUGUAGGGCUGCAAGGACAGGGAACGCCUUUUUGA